This is a messenger RNA of Drosophila novamexicana, 1055 nucleotides long. RefSeq names its product sperm flagellar protein 1-like. The transcript has 2 exons. The coding region runs from base 263 to 1003 and encodes 246 amino acids. Gene Ontology annotation, biological process: regulation of cytoskeleton organization. The record is from RefSeq and is a predicted model, not a curated record. Gene Ontology annotation, molecular function: microtubule binding. Lineage: Eukaryota; Metazoa; Arthropoda; Insecta; Diptera; Drosophilidae. Gene Ontology annotation, cellular component: axoneme.
CUGGCAUAGUGUAAUAAAUUUAAGUUGUAAACGUGUUUCAAUUCAAUUAUUUUUUUGUUUUUUUUUUUUUUACAUAUUUAGUUUUAAAAUUUGUUGCAAAAAGUGGCAGAGCCCAAUUUAAAUUCAAGAUCAUAGAGGAAAAGUUGAAAAGACAAAAAAAGAAAACCAAGUUUAAUAACAAGAACCAACAAAAGAUUUGCGCGGGCAAAAGCAAAAAAGCAAUAAGGCAAAAGGAACGAAAAGGAAGAGCGCAGGCCCAAAAAUGCCGAAACAGUCGAGCAGCGUGAAGAGGACCUCGCUCAGCGCCGUGGAGCAAUACGAGCUGAACCAAUGGCUCGAGGAGAACCGCAUAAAUUCAUCAAAUUUGCGACGCUCGUUUACGGACGUGCUGCCGCUGGCCCGGCUCAUGUCGCGCUACUAUCCGGAUAUGAUUGAUCUGAACUAUUAUCCGCCGCGGAACAGUGUCCAGAAUAAGCUGUGCAAUUGGGAAUCGUUCAAUAAGCGUGUGCUGGCACGGCUCGGCCUACAGCUGACACGCGAUCAGAUGGUGCGCGUGGCACGCAGCGUGCCCGGCUCUGUUGAUCUCUUGCUGUACAGCGUGAUGCGUGUCCAGAUGGCGGCGGAGCGCAAGGCGCGCGAGGAGCGGCCCAGCAGCGGGGACGACGACGACAUGAACGUGGACGAGAAGCAGUCGGCCGGCCAGCCGGAUGACACAAAGGAUGACAGGGCCGGCAUCAAGCCAAUGGGCGUGGCCGUGGAUACGGUUAACCGGAGCCUGAAGCAGACGCCGGCGUUGCCAUUGAAGCGUGCUGCCGCUGCAGCGGUGAGUGUGAAAGCAGGUGUUGCACGCGGUGGUGGAAGUGGAGGUGGAGGCGGAGGCGGCGUUGCAUCGACUGGUCGCAACAAGAGGCAACAGCUGACAAUGUCCGGGGCCAGCAGCCGGGAGCUGAGCCAUACGCAGCGGCAAAGAGGCCGUCAAUCAGUUGCAGCGAAAAAACGUUAAAAUCGAGCGUUUCAAUCAGUGGAGCGCCCAUCUGGAGAACAUGCUGCAACUG